This is a messenger RNA of Elephantulus edwardii (Cape elephant shrew), 1803 nucleotides long. It is a transcript of the gene CFAP52, whose product is annotated as WD repeat domain 16. The transcript is spliced from 14 exons. Gene Ontology annotation, biological process: cilium assembly. NCBI's taxonomy places the organism in Eukaryota, Metazoa, Chordata, Mammalia, Macroscelidea, Macroscelididae. The coding region runs from base 1 to 1803 and encodes 600 amino acids. The record is from RefSeq and is a predicted model, not a curated record. Gene Ontology annotation, molecular function: protein binding.
AUGAGGAAGGGACACGUGCCCAGUGGUCUGAAGUGUCAUCCUGACCAGGAGCACCUCAUUUACCCUUUGGGCUGCACAGUCCUCAUUCAGUCACUCAACACAAAGAAACAGAAUUUCCUCCAUGGCCAUGGGAACAAUGUCUCCUGUGUGGCCAUCUCCAAGAGUGGAAUCUACAUUGCCUCUGGACAAGUCACCUUCAUGGGCUUUAAGGCAGACAUAAUUUUGUGGGAUUACAAGAAAAGGGAGCUGAUUGCACGGCUGUCACUUCAUAAGGGCAAAAUUGAGGCUCUGGCUUUCUCGCCAAAUGACUUGUACUUGGUGUCACUGGGAGGUCCAGAUGAUGGAAGUGUUGUGGUGUGGAGCAUCGACAAGAGAGAAGCCAUCUGUGGCAGCACCGCUGCGGGCCUCAAUGUUGGCAAUGCCACCACCAUCAUCUUCUCCCGGUGCCAGGACACGAUGUUCAUUACCGCUGGAAAUGGGACAAUUCGAGUAUGGGAACUGGAUCUCCAAAAUAGAAAAAUUUGGCCAACUGAGUGUCAAACGGGACAGAUGAAAAGAAUUGUGAUGAGCAUCACAAUGGCCAAUGAUGACAAUUUUUUUUACUUGGGCACCACCACUGGAGAUAUUCUCAAAAUGAACCCUAGGACUAAGCUGCUGGCGGAGAGUGGCCCCUUGAAGGAAAAAUUCAGUCUGGGGGUGUCAGCUAUCAAAUGUCUGAAGAUGGGAGGUCUCUUGGUGGGCUCUGGAGCUGGAUUGUUGGUCUUCUGCAAAAGUCCCACCUACAGAAUUAUCAGGAAAAUCCAGUUACAAGGCAGUGUCACUUCCAUCACACUUCGAGGUGAAGGUCACCAAUUUUUUGUGGGUACUGAAGAAUCACACAUUUAUCGUGUCAACUUCACAGAUUUCAAAGAGAUCCUUAUUGCUACCUGUCAUUUUGAAGCUAUCCAGGAUAUUGUUUUUCCAUUUGGCACUGACGAGCUAUUUGCCACCUGUGCCAAGACAGACAUCAGGGUCUGGCACACGCUGUCCUGCCGGGAGCUGCUGCGGAUCACUGUGCCCAACAUGACUUGCCAUGCCAUCAACUUCAUGAGAGAUGGGAAGAGCAUCAUUUCAGCGUGGAAUGAUGGUAGAAUCCGGGCCUUCGCCCCAGAGACAGGCCGGCUGAUAUAUGUCAUCAACAAUGCUCACAGGAUCGGAGUGACAGCCAUCGCUACCACCAGUGACUGUAAAAGGGUCAUCAGUGGUGGUGGGGAAGGGGAGGUGAGGGUGUGGCAGAUAGGCUGCCAGACCCAGAAGCUAGAGGAGGCCCUGAAGGAACACAAGUCCUCUGUGUCCUGCAUCAAGGUGAAGAAGAAUGAUGAGGAAUGUGUCACAGCCAGCAGGGAUGGAACGUGCAUCAUCUGGGAUCUUGUGCAUCUCAGGAGGAAUCAGAUGAUCCUGACGAACACCUUAUUCCAGUGUGUGUGUUAUCACGCCGAGGAGUUCCAGAUCAUCACCAGUGGGACAGACAGAAAGGUUGCUUACUGGGAAGUCUUUGAUGGGUCUGUUAUCAGAGAGCUGGAAGGUUCCUUGUCCGGGGCAAUAAAUGGCAUGGAUAUUACAGUGGAGGGAGUGCACUUUGUUACAGGUGGAAAUGACCAUCUGGUGAAAGUCUGGGAUUAUAAUGAGGGCGAAGUGACUCACGUUGGGGUGGGGCACAGUGGCAACAUCACUCGCUUGCGGAUAAGCCCAGGCAACAAGUACAUCCUCAGCGUGAGCGCAGAUGGAGCCAUCCUGCGGUGGAAAUACCCGCACACUUCAUGA